ACUGCUAUGUCAUUGAGUAGCUCCGAAUCACGCCACAGCACCAUGAGUUCAGUUUCCGUAGAGCUAAUCUCGUACCAGGACGCCCUGGAGAAUGUUCUCACAUGGCUCCUGGAAGCUGAAGAGGUCAUGGAGAAACAGCAGCCGAUCGCGGACAAUGUCAACAAGGUCAAGGAGCAGUUCAACCAGCACGAAGAGUUUAUGGUUGAACUGACCCGGCACCAGGACAGCAUUGGCGGCGUCCUCAAGGAAGGAAAUGACCUUUUGACAGAAGGAAAGGUCACCGCCGAGGAGAAUAAAGAGAUUCGAAUGCAAAUGAGCCUGUUGAAUAACAGAUGGGAGGACCUGAGAAUCAAGGCUCUAGACAGACAGUCUAGACUCCAGAAGGUUCUUAUGGAUCUACAACAGCAACAGUUGGACAAUUUAAGCGAUUGGUUGACCACCAUGGAGGAACGGAUUGAGAAACAGCAGGUUAUGGGAGCUGACCUGGAGGCUAUCAAAGCUCAAGUAGAGGAACACAAGGCCAUUCAAAAAAGCCUUGAAGAGCAGCAGAAGAAAGUGGAUGGCUUACAGAACAUGGUUGUGGUUGUGGAUGAUACUAACUCAGAGACAGCAAGUGCUGCCAUGGAAAAACAGCUUGAAAUGCUGGGCAAGAGGUGGGCACACAUUUGUCACUGGAUGGAAGAACAGUGGCUCUUGCUGCAGGAGCUCCUGAUGAGGUGGCAGCAAUUUGCAGAUGAACAAGCCAAGUUCAAUGAUUGGUUGACGGAAAAGGAAGCAAUUCUUCAGCAGAUGAGAGCUACCAAUUUGAGCACUGUUGAUCAAGUCAUUAGUCAAGUCAAGUACCUUAAGUCCAUAGAAAAUGACAUGGUGGAGCAGGUGAGGAGGUUUGAUGCUCUGAACGAGUGUGGUCAACAGAUUGUGUCUGUAGUUGACAACCAGGUCGCUAUCAGUAAAAUUUCUACGCUGCUGGAAGAAUUCCAGGAAAGAUGGGAGAAGCUUGUGCAGGAUAUGGAGUCUCAGAGCAAAGAGAUAGCAAACUCUGGAGUCGAGCUGUCCAGGAUCUCAGAUUAUUAUGAAGAAGAUUCACAAGAGGCAGAGCUUGCACACGCAACAUUUUCUGCACCAGCAUCGUCUUCUAAAAAACGUCGUGUGGAAUCUGCUUCUAAAGCAGAGUUUGAUCAUGAACUGAAAAAUAUUCUGGACUGGAUGGAUAGGACUGAGGCAACAUUACAGCUGCUUGUGACGGAGAAUCCUCAGGAGCAUUUCACUGUGGAAGAACAAAGAGUGUUGAUCCAGGAUACAGAAAACUCAAUUCGUUCAAGGCAGAUUGAUGUUCAGAGGCUUCUCACCUUGGGCCAGACCAUUCUUACAGAGCUCAAAAUUGCUGGAGAACCCCAGGACAAGAUGAGCAUAGUGAUCAGAGGGUUGGAGGAAAGGUGGGAGAGACUGAGUGACAAGCUGGCAGACACACAGGCUAAAGUCGAGCUCAACUUUGAGAUGAAGAAGUUCUAUUCUGAGCUCUCUGCGCUGCAGGACCUGAUGUCUGUCUAUGAGAAGUGGGUCAGCUCCGCUGACAGUAUUGCCGAUGAUGCACCGGAAAUUACUCGACAGUUGGACCAGUGCAAGGUGAAGUUGAAGGCCAUGCAGGCACAUCAAGAACGAAUUGAUAAAAUGAGGGUGCUGGGUGAGCAGAUUGUCAGACAGUAUGACACGGCCCAGGCCAUUAAGUCAGACCUGGAUGAUUUCACUCGAAAAUGGCAGGCUGCCUACGCUAAACUUGAUCAGAGACAGAAAGAGCUGCUGGAAGCAUUAGAUAAAGUACCUCCCAAGACUUACUUAGAAGCUUUGACGGCUCUAAAGAGAUGGAUCCAGCAUAUAGAUACAACUCUGAAAGCUGAGAAAGUGCAUGUGGCUUCAGUGCCAGAAAUGCUGUCUCAGCUGGAGACUUACAAGGAAUUGAGUAACGGAAUUCAGGAACAUACUUCCAGCCUGGACUACAUUAACAGAACUGGACGGGAACUAAUUUUCAAAUCAUCCCCUGAACGUGCUCAGCUACUUCAGCCAGAACUGGAUGAGGUGAACAGUGAAUGGCUGGCAAUAGCUGCCAACAUUGAGCAGAGACAAGCCAAACUGGAGAAAUCUAUCUCCCUUGUUAGAGAUUUCAGGGAUCAAAUGGAAGGCCUGAUAAAGUGGAUGGAUGAGAUGGAUGUAUUUUUGCAUGCUCCGGAUCCUUCUCUUGGAGACAUCCUGGCCUUGCAGGCUCAACUGCAGGAGAGUAACGGAGUGCAGGAUGACAUCAAAACCCUGCAGACAAAUAUCAAAAACAUCAACGCUAUAUGGAAAAGUGUGCUCUCAGAAGCCGAGCCCGACUUCAAGACGCAGGUUGAGCAACAGGUCAGAGAUCUCAAUGACCGCUGGGAUAAAGUUGUCAUCUUGGCCUCAGAGCAGAACAAGAGAUUGACCAAAGCCCUGGAGCAAAGCAAGUCCAUUUAUGACCGCAUUGAGGCUAUCAACAUAUCGCUGACAGAGAUCAAGGACAGUUUAGCUAACAAGGAUUAUUCAGUGGAGAAUCCAAAUGAUCUUUUGGUCAAGGCGAAACGGUUUAAGAAUUUGAAAGCUGAACUUGAUGCUAAAGAGAUAGAAAUCAACAAAGUUACAGAUGAAGCAAACAGAAUGUUGACAGAUGCACCUUCUGGCUCCUUACAAGAACUAGCACGGCUUCUGAUGCGCAUGACUGCCCUGUGGGAUGAUGUACACACAAGAGUGGAGAGAUACCAUAAAUUGUACCUGACAGCAGAAGCUAAAUGGGCAGAUAUGAGGCGUCUUUUGGAUGUUGAACAGGGCUAUCUGGCAUCGCUAGAAAGAAAAGUGCGACGGUCUUCAGCUGCUAGUUCUGAUGCAGAAGAUAUUUCAGAAGAACUCAAUGAUGUGGAGACUUACCUGGCAGAACACUCAACAGAAAACAAGCGUCACAUACAAGAACUGGCCAACUACCUCAUUGAUAACUCUGUCAUGGUGGACAUUGUCCGUAAAGAACUGGAAGAUUUUCUUAGAAAGAACGAGAAAUUGGAAAGCGAUGCUAGAAAUAAAAUCCAGCGAUUGGAGAAAUCAAUCCAGAAGGCUCAGACCAUUGAGCGACAGAUGCUGGAUAUGUCACAGUGGAUGGUGGAUGUGACACAGUUGCUUCAGAACAGACUGGAUGCUGAUAUGUUGGCCGGGGAUGUGCCGCAGGAGCAUGAGACUCUGCAACUAGAGUUCAAGCAGCAGGAGGAGCUGUUGGAAGAACUAGAGAGAAAUGUCCAGGAGUACAAGCAACAGGGAAAGCUGGAAGCCUCAGCCAGACUUGAACAGCAGACUCAAUUAUUGAAGAAACAUUUUGCCGAGGUCAUGGUGAAGUUCCGCAAGUUUCAGCGCCCAGCAGAUUUUGAGCCAAAGAUGACUCAUGUGUGGCGUGAGCUAGGAACUAUCCAAGGAAGAAUUCAUCUUCUGGAGGUUCCAAAUGAUGAUCCAGAAGCCAUUCAGGAGAGGCAUGACAACUGUAUGAAAUUCUACAAAACUAUGAGUGAGUUGAAACCAGAAGUGGAAACAGUUCUAAAAACUGGUCGACUCAUCGUGGAACGCAAGCAAGUGGAUUUCCCUGAUUCAUUGAGCAAACAACUGGAUGCCAUUAAACAGCUGUAUAAUGAACUCGGGGCUCAGAUCAAACAGAGCAAAGCUGAUCUAGAGAAAUCUCUCAAACUUGCCAAGAAGUUGAGAAAAGAACUUGCAUUGGUCAGUGAAUUUGUGGCCUCAACCAACCAAGCCUUGGAUGAGAGAGAGGAGAAGAAAGACAAGAGAAACUUGGAGGAGGAAUUGACAUUUAUUGUGGCAACACAGGAGGAAGUACUGCAGAAAGAACCUGUGCUAGCUUCUAUCCAUGAGCUGAUACACCAGUUACAGGAUCUCUCUGAUGAGGUGGAUGUGUCUGAAUCUAGGGAACAAGCUUACAAGAUCAGCCAGAAUAUGCACGAGUUGUCACAGAGACUGGCCAGGACCAAAACAAAAGUUCAGGAAGAAACUUUGGCCAUGGAGACUCAGUUCAUUGACUUCCAAACGCAAAUAAUGAAAAUUAAGGAGUGGCUGGGCCGGGCUGAAGCUAUUGUGGGGUCACACAGUCGACUGUCUGAGCAGCAGCAGAGAUUGACUCCACACAGGGAAACCAUCAAAACAAUGCACAAACAGAUGCUGGAUCUGCGAAGCCAGGUUGAUGAGAUCAGGGACCAGGCUAUUGAUCUGAUGUCCAAAAGUGACCGCUAUAACCGCAUGGUUGAACCAGAACUUUCUCACAUUAAUCAGCGCUGGGAGGAACUGGCAGAAAAGAUUAGAGAGAGACAGGCUAGUGUCCCCCCUGAGAGUCCUAAUGUUACUGAUGCAAGGACAGCGACUCUGAGUUCUCCAUUGCCUGGCAGUCCAACACGUCCCAAGGUUGAAGGAGUUGAAGAGUUUGCUGAAGCCUAUGGUAAUCUCAAUAAACAGAUGGAUGAUUUUGAAUCCAAAGUGGCAACUGGGGGCCGUUUGACCAGUGAAGAUUUUAAUGAGGGCCUUGAUGAAACAUUGCAGCAUAUUGAAGAAGAAAAAGCCAAGCUUGUCGAGGACAUCAAAACCGUCACAAAACAAGGAGAGGAAAUUCUGCUGGCGGCUGAAACCAGCCGAGAUCCAGUUAUUCAUGCUAAAGUCAGCAAUAAACUUCAAGAACUCAAGAUUCGCUGGUUAGAUAUCCAGAGGAACACAGAAUGCAAGAAGCAUGAAAUCUCCACCAGUUUACCUUUGUACAACAGUUUCACUGAAGACAAAGUGUCCUUUGAACUCUGGCUGACCUCAGCUGAGGACAAGUUGGCAGCGAUCAAGGAUGAUGAGCAGGAAAGACAG
This is a messenger RNA of Candidula unifasciata, 4908 nucleotides long. The record is from the annotation of a GenBank genome assembly. NCBI's taxonomy places the organism in Eukaryota, Metazoa, Mollusca, Gastropoda, Stylommatophora, Geomitridae.